UUCCCAUUUACAAUAUUUAUUUUAACUGCAUUGUGAUUUCGGAACCUUUUGUAUACAUUGACAAGUUGAAAUUCUCACGAGAUCUGCUCGCUAACACACACGGAUCUUUUUUGUCAGUGUGCAAGUACGUGAUAUGUAAGAGUUGAUAUCAUGGGAAACAAAACAUCGAGAGGUGAUAAGCAAGAAAGCCAAAAGGAAAUAUUUAUACACUUGUACUCGGAAGAACUUUCAUCACACAAUGUCGAUGGCAUAGUCUGCUUCACAGACAGAAAAUGGUCAACAGAUAAUACGUGCUGCCACCUAUUGGCAAAACAUGGAGGAAAUCAUUAUACGUCAGAUCGUCAUGCGAUUAAACAUGACAAUAAAGAUUGUCAGUCUGGCGAUGUUUUUGUAGGAGCUGGUGGAAUGUUGCCGUGUAAAAAAGUGAUGUUUUGUGUUGUCGCAGAAAACGAAGUAACACAAGGAAGUUAUGAUCAUGGUACAGUUACCAUGGUAACAAAUAUGCUAGAUGCAGCAUCACGUGAAGAUUUUUUCUCUGUGGCGAUAUUAAUUGGAGGCAGUGAUGCUAGCCCGAACCCAACUUGUCUCAUUCCUCUUAUUUACUGUAAAUUCCUGGUGUUUAAAUCAAGUCUACAAGAAAUUCAUUUGGUCUCGCUGGAUGAGUCAUUGGUUGAUUCAAUGCAGAAAGUCUUGAGAGAGUCCCAUGAGCUUUCUCUUUCUCAAGAAACAGCAUUGAAUGAUCCAGGUCCCAGAAACUCUUCACCUCCAAAGAAGGAAAUCUCACACAAGGAGCAGGUUCAGAAAACUUCAACACAAGGAAAGCUGCCUGUUUCUGAGGAAACUCCAAAACGAGCAACUUUUUUAGCACAUGUUGACAGCUAUCCCAGUGAUGACGAGGACGCUGUUGAUGAGGACUAUAUUAACAACAUCAUGGGAAUAAAGGAUGUGAAAAUUCAGUCUGACAGUGUGCAUGAUGAAGUUGACAGUGCUAAUCAGGCUUCAGAGUCAGAGUUAGGGGCUGUUGGCGGCUGCUAUCAAUCUGGUAACAUUCCAGAGUUUGUACAGCACUGUGAAUCCUCUGAUGAUGAAUAUGAAGAUGAAUUCAAGAAAACAAUGUUUAAGAGACUAGAUUCAACAACUAGCACAGCCAGUCAAGAUGAAAAUCUGGAUUUUAAUAACAUUCCAAAUUCUGUAGGAAAAUCAAAAGAGGGGCAACUUUCACCAGCAGCUGUGGUGCCUUAUUCUCCUCAUUCACCGAAUAAAGGCUUUGUGUGUUCAAUUUGUUUUGAAGAAAAGGGACCUUUGUCACAGAAAAAACUUGAAAAGUGUCAGCAUAUAUUUUGUAAAGAGUGUAUUGAGAAACAUCUACGAAAUCAUGGGACUUGUCCUGUGUGUAAACAGCGCUAUUCAGAACCUGAAGGCAAUCAGCCUGAUGGCAUCAUGUCCUACUUUAUAACAAAGGAUUUUAAGGUGGAGGGUUAUGAGAGUUACGGAACUAUUGUUAUAGAAUAUGACAUUCCUGAUGGGAUACAAACGGAUCGCCAUCCAAACCCUGGCAUGAGAUACAAAGGUUUACAUAGAUCAGCCCUUUUACCAGACAGUCCUGAUGGUAACAGAAUCCUCGCCCUACUGAUGAAAGCCUUUGACAGAAAACUUAUCUUCACUGUGGGAACCUCCAUCACCACUGGACGUGAGAAUGUAACAACAUGGAACGACAUUCAUCAUAAAACCAGCCGUAACGGGGGACCACAGCGAUUUGGCUAUCCUGAUCCGACCUACCUGAGACGAGUCUAUGAUGAACUGAUUGCCAAAGGAAUCACAGAGGAUGACUAGAAUGCAAAUCAUUAAGUGAUAUAUAUAUAUAUAUGUAUUAUCCUUAAUUUUUC
Ylistrum balloti is the source of this 1886-nucleotide messenger RNA. RefSeq lists its product as uncharacterized. The transcript has 5 exons. Lineage: Eukaryota; Metazoa; Mollusca; Bivalvia; Pectinida; Pectinidae. The coding region runs from base 151 to 1833 and encodes 560 amino acids. The record is from RefSeq and is a predicted model, not a curated record. Gene Ontology annotation, biological process: Notch signaling pathway; protein ubiquitination.